Dissoconium aciculare CBS 342.82 is the source of this 1628-nucleotide messenger RNA. Its product is annotated as DnaJ-domain-containing protein. Gene Ontology annotation, cellular component: cytosol. The record is from RefSeq and is a predicted model, not a curated record. The coding region runs from base 50 to 1390 and encodes 446 amino acids. The transcript has a single exon. Gene Ontology annotation, molecular function: Hsp70 protein binding; ribosome binding. Gene Ontology annotation, biological process: 'de novo' cotranslational protein folding; regulation of translational fidelity. Lineage: Eukaryota; Fungi; Ascomycota; Dothideomycetes; Mycosphaerellales; Dissoconiaceae.
AUUUCGCCUUUACAGAGGGUGUUAAGCCUAUACAAUUCCACCUUUCACGAUGGCUACAUUACAGUUGACCGCGACCCUUCCCACCCUGCCUUCGGGUUGGUCUGCGGACAAGGAUUUCAAGGCGGUCGGACAUCUCAGCGCUCCAGUCUCCAGGCCCAUCGAGCCAGUUGGACCCCACUAUCUCGCACACGCCCGGAGAAAGCAACACAAGCGUACUUUCUCGGAGGAUGAGCGCAUCCAGGCCGCGGAGCAAGUCAAGAAGACGCAGGACGACGGGCCUGAUGACGACUUUGAUGAGGAUGAGGACCCAAUGAUGUUGCAGCGGGAGGCCAAAGACUGGAAGGCACAGGACCACUACGCCGUCCUGGGUCUGACCAAAUACCGUUACCGCGCGACCGAGGACCAGAUCAAGCGUGCUCACCGCAAGAAGGUCCUGAAGCACCACCCUGACAAGAAGGCUGCCAGUGGCAAGGACGAGAACGACAGCUUCUUCAAGUGCAUUCAGCGUGCCCACGAGAUUCUCAGUGAUCCUGUCAAGCGCCGACAAUUCGACAGUGUUGAUGAGGCGGCUGAGGUCGAACCACCGAACAAGAAAGAUGUGCAGAAGAAGCCCGGAAACUUCUACAAGCUCUGGGGACCCGUCUUCGCAGCCGAGGGUCGUUUCAGCAAGAAGCAGCCUGUGCCCACGAUCGGCGACGACAAUAGCACCCGCGAACACGUCGAGGGAUUCUACGAUUUCUUCUACAACUUCGACAGCUGGCGAACAUUCGAGUACCUCGAUGAGGAUGUCCCUGACGACAACGAGAACCGUGACCAGAAGCGUCACGUCGAGCGCAAGAACAACAACGCACGAAAGAAGCGCAAGACUGAGGACACUGUUCGUUUCCGCAAGCUCGUAGAUGACGCUCUUGCUAUGGAUGAGCGAAUCAAGAAGUUCCGUCAAGAAGGAAACAAGGAGAAGAACAAGAAGCGUCUGGAGAAGGAAGCCGCCGAGGCUGCUGCCAAGGAAGAGGCCCAGAAGAAGAAGGAGGAGGAGGCACGUCUGGCUGCCGAGAAGGCCGCCGCAGAGAAGGCCGCCAAGGAGGAAGGCAAGAAGUCAAAGGAGGCUGCAAAGAACGCUGCGAAGAAGAACAAGCGUGUUAUCCGUGGUGCAGUCAAAGAUGGCAACUACUUUGUGGACGGAACUGCCUCGCCUGCCCAGAUCGACGCUGCGCUCAACGACGUCGAUGCGUUGAUCUUGAAGCUCGACAACGAAGAGAUUGCGGCGCUGACCGCGAAGCUGAACGGACAGACCGACAACGCCACCAUCAAGACCGCGUUUGCUGAUGAAGUCAAGCGAUUGGUCGCAGAUGGCAAGGCCAAGGACGGCGACUACAAGAGCCUCGCAUGAAUAUGUGUAACCACGACCCUUGACUGAUCGAUUGCCGCUCACGACAUCGUCAUGAUACCCAGGGCUGCAUUUAAUCCUGGUGAAAGUGAUGUUCGAAACGGCGGACGCGGUUUUACAGAGGAGCCACGACUGAAUUGCAUGACCUAGAAUAGAAAUAAAAUGAUCAUGACGACUCUGCGAUGACCGCUGACUCAGUGAUGAGUCCCUUAUAUGAAUUACUGCCGUUUAUCGUCGCCUG